AUGUCCAACGCAAAUAUGGCGACAGAGCAACUAUUAGAGCUCCUUCUGACCCUUAAAAAAACUACCCCCACAGCAGCACGCGGGAUCUUGAACAGUCAACCCGCCAUCGCAUAUGCACUCAUAAGUCUCAUGGUGAGCAUGAACGCGAUAGACGUGGAGGUUUUCAAGAAAACACUCGCGGAAUUCGGUUCAAGUGUUGCCCAAGCUGCUCCGAUGGGUGCUACACCUGUAGCACCCCUUCCUGUGCCCCAAACGCCAGCGUCGGCAAUACCGCCGCACAUGCAGCAGCAGCAGCCUCAUUCACGGACGGCUACACCUCCAUCGGCCGUGCCACCAGUAAUGCCUCCCCAACAACAACAAAGUUACGCCUAUGCGAAUGGCCAGCAAUACUACGGCGCUCCGGCCCCCCAGCAACCCUACGGAUAUCAAGGCUACCCGUAUCAUCAAGCACAGGCGGCUUAUCCUGGGUAUCCUCCAACGUACGGGGCACCUCAACCCCCUCCGCAGGCUCCACAAACAUCGGUUUUGCCAGAGGCCCUUGCGGCUAUUCCGGAUGACCAGAAGGCACUUAUCAUGCGGGUUCUUUCGAUGACACCUGAACAAAUCAACAUGCUGCCUCCGGCCGAACGAACAACAUAUAUACAAAUUGUUCGAGGACUGCACUCGGUGUACCAACAGGGUAGAUUGUCAAACGUUCAUCAAGUCACUACUACGUUCCACAGGCUGGCUACUUGUCGUCACUCUCGGCAGUUUCGCAUGCGUAUGUAUUACUAUAUCCUUGUAUCAUUAUCUUUCCUAGGAAACAACAAUGUGUUUCUUAUGCGUAUAUUUCGGUUCCUACCCACUCUACCUCGACUUGAGCCAGAUCAGAACGAAUAUCUUCAACCGCGUUCCGCUCUGCUUUGA
Messenger RNA from Laccaria bicolor S238N-H82, 906 nucleotides. RefSeq lists its product as uncharacterized. The transcript is spliced from 5 exons. The coding region runs from base 1 to 906 and encodes 301 amino acids. Gene Ontology annotation, molecular function: mRNA binding. Lineage: Eukaryota; Fungi; Basidiomycota; Agaricomycetes; Agaricales; Hydnangiaceae. Gene Ontology annotation, biological process: mRNA 3'-end processing. Gene Ontology annotation, cellular component: mRNA cleavage and polyadenylation specificity factor complex. The record is from RefSeq and is a predicted model, not a curated record.